AAAUUUUCGCUCCCUUUAUCUUGCGGGUGUGGAGGUGUUAGAUUAUCAAAGACAGAAUGGAGGAAAAAAAAGACAAAGACAACGAAGGAACCUCAGAGGGAACCGCUUCCGACACCCUCUCCAUGUUUCGCCCUGCGCUUUCCCUUCUCAAGCGUCGCAGCUUUAUCGCCUGUCGUGAUUUCACUCGCAAGAUCGUCAGAUCCGACUCCAACGCCUCUCUGCAAAUCGACCAAAUCCUUGCGGUUGCCGAUGUUCUUGCCGCCGCAGAGCGCCGCCACGACCCACUUGACUGGUACUCCAUCCUGCGCCUCAGUUCUGGAGACGUUGCUGCUGACCGUGAUUUCGUACGACAACAGUUCAAGAUCUUAGUGCGCCUCCUGGACCCUAACAAGAAUAAGUUUCCCUUCGCAGACGAGGCCCUCAUGCGCGUGCGCGAAGCUUGGUGUGUUCUCUCUGAUCCCACACUCAAGGCAAGUUUUGACAGAAAGGUUAAAGACGAGGUUUCUUCGUUUUGGACAAUGUGCCCCUACUGCUGGUACCUCCACGAAUACCAGAGGUAUUACGAGGAUUGCUCUUUGAGGUGCGCCAAUUGCCAGAAGACGUUUCACGGCACCGAGGUGAAGCCCCCUCCGCCGGAGUCGGUGGUGGCGGGGAAGGAGGAGUACUACUGUUACCACGUGAGUUUUCCGCUCAGGUAUCCCGUUGGUGACCGGCGUAGCUUUGUUGACGAGGAGAAUGGGAUGCGGAAGAGGUUGAGGGUUAAAACAGUGGCUAAUAGGACUAGAACGAAAGGGGUUGUUCAUGUCCUUGCUGACUCCGAUUCAGAUGGGGAGGAGAAAGAUGAGGGAAAAUAGUGUGUUGUUCUUAGCCACAAAUUUUGGAAAAUCCUCAAAAGGGAAAUCUUGGUUGGGUUGGUAGUGAUUGCUGUUUACAGUAUGUAUGGUUCUUGUCACAGAUUUUGGGAAAACUUAAAAGGGGAAUCUUUUUGUAGGGCGUCCAUCAUGUUGUCUUGGUUUUGUAGGAAAAGGGGUAUCAUCAUGCACUGCUUCUAUUCUGCUUCUGCCAGAUACAUGAUGAAUUCUUCAUUUUGGGUGUAAUAGUUUGUCUGUGAAAGACUAUCUGCGUGGUAUUUA
Messenger RNA from Vigna umbellata (rice bean), 1133 nucleotides. RefSeq lists its product as uncharacterized. NCBI's taxonomy places the organism in Eukaryota, Viridiplantae, Streptophyta, Magnoliopsida, Fabales, Fabaceae. The record is from RefSeq and is a predicted model, not a curated record.